AUGGCAAUUUCUUCCACCUUCUUGUCUCCCUUCCUUUUCCUGUGCGUGCUGGUUCUUUCUGACAUCAGUCUUGCAGUCUCCCUGGACCCUGCCACAAAGCUCAAAAAUGUCCCAGAGAACAACAAUCAUCUUCAAAAUCAAGAGAUGUGGCUGCAGCAGCCCAGAGGUGGGCACCACCACAAGCAUGGCUUGGCCAAGAAGGUCCAUGCCAUGCCUUCUAGAGGGCGGCCAGCUGGGGAAGAGGCCCUCAGAAUGGGUAGCAGAGCUCCAGCUGUGGAAGAGCUGGCAGCAGAGGGACAGCCAGCAGCCCUGAAACAGAAUAAGGAUGUGUUCCUGGGUUUUGAGUUCCCAUAUCCUGAGAGGGAGAACCAGUCUCCUGGGUCUGAGAGAGGAAAGAAACAGAACCGAGAGCAUCGGCGACACAGCCGCAGGGACAGGCUGAAACACCACAGAGGGAAGAUUCCUGAUGCUGGGCCAAGCUCCCUGUACAAGAAACCUGAAAGCUUUGAAGAACAGUUUCAAAACCUCCAGGCAGAGGAAGCUACAAGUCUGACUCCCACCAUGCUUCUCUUCACUGCACUGGAACUAGCUGUUUCCACAGAAGAGCCUCCUGUUCUUCCAGCCACAUCACCACGGUCACAGGCCCGCCUCAGGCAAGAUGGGGAUGUGAUGCCCACCCUAGAUAUGGCACUCUUUGACUGGACAGAUUAUGAGGAUCUCAAACCAGAAAUGUGGCCAUCUGCUAAAAAGAAAGAGAAACGCCGCAGUAAGAGCCCCAACAGUGGAAAUGAAACUGUGACGGCUGAAGGAGAGCCAUGUGAUCAUCACCUUGACUGCCUCCCAGGCUCUUGCUGCGACUUGCGUGAACACCUCUGCAAACCACACAAUCGAGGCCUUAACAACAAAUGUUAUGAUGACUGUAUGUGCACUGAAGGGCUACGCUGUUAUGCCAAAUUCCACCGGAACCGAAGAGUGACCCGGAGGAAAGGGCGCUGCGUGGAGCCCGAAUCGGCCAACGGAGAGCAGGGAUCAUUCAUUAAUGUUUAGGAGGGUGGGACUCCUGCCUGGAUGGUCAGGAGCUGGGGUCAAGCUGUUUAUACCUAGCAAUGGGAAUUAGAUGAAAAAGUCAAGCAAAUGACUGAAGCUGCAGGCUCUGAACAUGCCAAGGUUCCAACAAGACUGAAGCUCAUGUUACUUAUAAAUAGAGUGGCCUAAGCCUUUUCCAUACCAGGACUGCAUUCCCCCUCCUUUCCCUCAGCACAUUCCUGCCAUUGAGCUGGAUCCCCUCUCCUGGUUAGUAAGAGAUGAUCAUGACUACCGUUCUGAUGGCAAGAGAUGAAAGAUCCUUCAAGCCAAAGGGGAUAUGAGCUUAAACUUUACCCUUUAGCUAUUGUUUGAGAAGAAAGGUAGAUCCUCCUUAAGGAUCAGAGGUUCCUAGAGGAUAGGAAGCUUGUAGCCUCCAGGCGGAAUCAAAGAUGGGAAAUGGACCAGCAGGAAGCUGGCUGCCUAGGUGAGAGGGGACCCUCUGACACAGCUCUCACUCUCUCCCUUGUUUGCUGCUAUAGACAGAUAUUCCCUAGCUGUUACACACACUACCACUUCCUACCUGUCUUCUUUGGGACCAUCCAGUCCCACUCCUUCCUUGCUUCCAGAGAACCACCUGGUUUCUGCAAGGAUGUGGCAAGACAUCCCAGCCUGCAGCUCUCACUCAUUUAGUUAUCCUGCCAAGUCUGUUAUUUUUAAUGAUUAUUUUUAGGAGCUUUCUGGGGAAGUGAUAGUUUUCCUAGUGAGCCAAAAAUAAAGUUUUUGGUAACAGGAGAUAGGGACAGGCUGUUCCGUUGUAGUAAAUCCUGUGACAUGUUGCAUGUGUGUUUCCAUGAUAUGUAAAUAAAGAUAUGAUAGAU
Messenger RNA from Fulmarus glacialis (Northern fulmar), 1904 nucleotides. It is a transcript of the gene DRAXIN, whose product is annotated as dorsal inhibitory axon guidance protein. The transcript is spliced from 7 exons. Lineage: Eukaryota; Metazoa; Chordata; Aves; Procellariiformes; Procellariidae. The coding region runs from base 1 to 1047 and encodes 348 amino acids. The record is from RefSeq and is a predicted model, not a curated record. Gene Ontology annotation, cellular component: extracellular region. Gene Ontology annotation, biological process: axon guidance; Wnt signaling pathway.